AAGCGGUUCUUUGAAAAAGUUCACAGGUUGAACCAGCCCAAAACCAGAACUGGGUUCACUUUGGUUAAAAAUGGGUAUUUGUGACCCACAUAUCAAAUCAAACGUCAAUAUAUCGUUUUAGCCAAAUACAUGCACAGCUGUUGAAUCCAAGAGAGUGCCGGAUGUCAAGAAGGCCGGCCAUUAUUUUGAAAUCUCCAACCGGAUAUGGCACGCGUUGCUGCUGACUUGACGCUGGUGUUGAGCCGCUGCCUGGCUCCACCGUGCUGCACAUCCAGGAGCGGCUGCAGGAUGGCCGGGAGCUUCUUCUCAAAACGCUUCGCCGCCUUGUUCGACUACAAAACGGAAAAAUACAUUGUCGCCGAAAACAAGCGAGUCGGACUUUUGUACCGACUCAUCCAGUUAUUUAUCAUCGGUUACAUUAUAGGUUGGGUUUUCUUAAGUAAGAAGGGCUACCAGGAGACUGAUGAAGCCAUCCAGAGCUCAGUCGUAACCAAACUGAAAGGAGUCUCAGUCACAAACACCACAGAGGCUGGUGUGAUUGUGUGGGGACCGGAGGAUUACGUCAUCCCACCACAGGGUGAAGCUGUUCUGUUUGUUGUCACAAACUUCUUAGAGACACCAAACCAGAAGCUUGGAUACUGUCCUGAGAGUCCUAAAGUGCUGGAUGGCCACUGUCGAGCUGAUGCGGACUGUGAAGAUGGAAAGAUGGUAGAAGCUGGUCACGGAAUAAGAAGUGGCCGAUGCAAAAGAAAAGAUGAGAACUCCACUGGUACCUGUGAGAUCUAUGGCUGGUGUCCUAUCGAAAGAAAUUUCAAACCACAAGGACCUAUGCUGGCAAAUGCAGAAAACUUCACCAUCUACAUCAAGAAUUUCAUUUCAUUUGCUAAAUUCACGUUUUCAAAGUCUAACGUCCUUGAAACGACUGACAAGUCCUAUCUGAAGAGAUGCAGAUACGACGAGGAGCUGCAUCCCUACUGUCCCAUCUUCCGCCUGGGAGACAUCACCAGGCGAGCUGGAUACAACUUCCAGGACAUGAGCACAUUUGGCGGGUCCAUUGGUAUUAUGAUUGAUUGGGACUGCGACCUUGACAAAGGCUACUCCAACUGCAAUCCACGGUACCACUUCACUCGCCUGGACAUCAGUGUCUCCAACAAGACCAUCGCCACCGGAUUUAACUUCAGACACGCUCGUUAUUUCAAAAAUGGUAACGGUGAGAGCUUUCGAUCGCUAUACAAAGUCUAUGGUGUCCGGUUUAACAUCAUGGUGCAUGGAAAGGCGGGGAAGUUCAGCAUCAUCCCAACGGCCAUCAAUGUUGCUUCAGGACUGGCUUUGAUGGGCGCUGGAGCUUUCUUCUGUGACAUGGUCCUUCUCUACCUGAUGAAGAAGGGCGAAUUCUAUCGGGAGAGGAAGUUUGAAUGUUCCAGAGGAACACCGAAAUCAGCAUCUCAAGACAACUGUGAGGGAAAAAGCAGGGAGCAGGAGAAUCUGACGUCUUAGUCUUUUCUCUGCGUGAGAAGAGUUUGUGAAGUGCCCGUAUUUGGUACAGUUCGACAGUAACUACGAAAUGGUUGGAAAAAUUAUCAAAACAUGAUAAAACAAAGCAGCUGUGCCGGUGUAGUGUUAUUAUAAGCUGAGGUUUCAUCUUUAAAAAAAGCCAUAAACUACGAUUUGUCAGAUGGUACCAUAUUUUAGCCUUUUGUGAAAAAUUGUGCUUUUUAUAACUCCAAGAAAAAUGUUAUAUUUUGAAUAUUUCAUGCAGAAAAUGUUGUUAAAAAUCUAAAAGAUGUCAUGAACCAAGAUUUUAUGUGUUUAUGUUUAUGUUCUUCUUUUUAUGGUCAUUAUGAUGUACUGUGUUGUAAUGUUGUAAGGUUGUAAUUCUGUCUGCUGAUUGUAUAAUUAUUAUUUUUUUUUUUUGUGACACAUUUGGUGCCUCACCUUAAAGAUGAAACAGAAAGGACAACUCUGAAACACUGACACAUGCCAAGUUUAUUUUGACAACUCUGUGGAGUAUACUACUGUAUAUAUUUAAUUCAAACACCAUUGUUCACUCAAUGUCCACACAGAGGCCUCACACAGUGGCUCAGUGUUUAUGCCACACAUCACUGAUGUGGCUCUUUGAGUGGAAGACUCAUUCAUGUUGCACAAACUCUCAUUGGAGAGCAUGCUGGGUUGUUUAGACACAGUGCUCAUCUUUUAAGUCCACUUUUCUCACCAGAGUUGUGGGAGGAGGCAAUGGACCGAACACACAGACACGACCUGUGCGCACACAAGGAGAACAUGCAAACUGCACACAGAAAAGUAAGCAUUUUACUAUUAGCAUUUUUUGCUAAAAUGCUAACAUUUUUAGCUUUUUUGUGUACAUGUCAAUCCAUGGAUGGGGCAACCAAUCAGGGUACUUUGCCCUUGUGUCAUGUCCCCGCCCCCUUUUGGGUAUAAACAGCCUGUUUGAUUGGCAGUAAAUGCAAGAUUCUGGGGUCUCUGCCAUUUGAAUGGCAUACAAUAACAACCACAUGGAUUUUAGCCAUUAGCAGCCAAAAUCUGAUGGCCAGACAGAGAAGCAAUCAUGUUAUGUUGUAGACAAUCUAUUUAAUGACAGAAUGGUGUGUGAUGAGUGUCCUGUCAGUCCCAGUCUCCGUCAAAGCGGACGAAGCUGACACACACAGUAACCUUGUUGACUGUUCAGGUAAUUUUCUGUCAUCUAUCAUGUUUACUGAGACACAUUGAGACACUUUAUUUGCUGUUUUAUAGCCUGUCCACUGUGUAGUUAUUGGAAACUAAUGACACCCCUGAGGCGUAGCAGAACCCUGCCUCUGUUUUGACAACAGUUUGUGCUUGUGUGUGACCAUUAACAACGAGCAGAAAGGAGGUCACCACAGGUUCUUUAAUAUAAAAAAAGUGAAUAAACUUUACUUCAUGCCGUUUACCAGGUCCUUUAAUAGAAGGGAGGUCAGCUCAAUUUAUGUACAUUAUUAAUGUUAAAAGACCCUCCACUCCUGGCCAUCUGUCCAGUGGAUGGACUGGUAAACCACACUCCAUUCUAAAAGCAGGUGGUUUAUAAUUUCAGAACUAGAAAUUUUCCUAAAUGUUAACUUUUUAUGAUGACUUUUUUUUCUCAUUUUGUGUGUGUAUGGCUUGUGUUGGUUGGUUUGCAAAGACUUAUAUCUCUGACAUGAAAUCCAACAUUAGGUGCCAGUUUGUUCUCCAACAUAUUUGUGACUUCAGAGCGGUCAGUCAUCGCUUGUAUUUACUUGAGUACUUUUUUAAAUAGAUAUUUUUUAAUAAGAACUAUGAUGUAUUAUGUCUUUAUUGUUUAUCAUAACAAUUGCAAAACACAAGGAGAGCUCUUAACGCAGUAGCUGCAGCACCUGAAGCACCUGAAGCACCUGAAGCUUACAUAACCCAACUAGAAGAUGAUGCAAAAUAUGCUCAAACACAGUGAAGCCUCUGGCUGCCUACAGGAGAUCAUAUUUUUUUUUUACAUUAACAUGUUAUUUAUAAAAAUGAACUGUGAAAACAAGUAAAACAUGUUUUUGUUAAUCAUUUCCAAAGGGGAAUAGUGUAGGAGAACUGACUAAACACUGAUCUGUUAUCUCUUCAGCACUACAGGGUCUACUGGAGUGUUAAAUGAAUUGUCGUAAAUGGACUAAAACAUACAACCACAAGAACAAUAAAUUCUCAUGCACAGUAUCAUA
Acanthopagrus latus (yellowfin seabream) is the source of this 3692-nucleotide messenger RNA. Its product is annotated as P2X purinoceptor 5-like. Bases 205 to 1497 code for a protein of 430 amino acids. Gene Ontology annotation, cellular component: plasma membrane; nuclear inner membrane. The transcript is spliced from 12 exons. Gene Ontology annotation, molecular function: purinergic nucleotide receptor activity; extracellularly ATP-gated monoatomic cation channel activity. Lineage: Eukaryota; Metazoa; Chordata; Actinopteri; Spariformes; Sparidae. The record is from RefSeq and is a predicted model, not a curated record. Gene Ontology annotation, biological process: response to ATP; monoatomic cation transmembrane transport.